AAACACGGAAGGAAGCAUGGAAGCAAAAUGUUAAAACAGGCUCAAAAGGAAGGAGAGUGAAUUGCCAGGUCUGAGCAAGCAGCGACUGCCCCGGGACAGCACCAGCGUAUGUCACCCCACGCCAAGACCGAAGGGAACCGCAAGUCAGUUUCUACAUGGCCUGGCUGGGACUUGAGGCGGGGUUUUCCUGCGGGAAGCAGGGCUUUCUUGAGAACGCUCAAGCGUGCCUGGAAGGGUCACUUCGGUAAUCCUAGAUGUGGGACUCUGAACGAUUUAGUGGAGAAGGAAAUGAACUCUACACACGCUCACACACACCCCAAAUGUGAAAAACACAGCAUUCUAAUCCUCAUACUAAACGCCUGGAGGGCUGAACCCCGGCUUAAAUUGAUCAAAUUUCGCCCUUGCUAUCGUCAACCUAGAGCUCAACGAGACUGCAACGCGCUGCAGAGAGCGUGGAAACAUUCCUGAGUUCCCUGCUCCCUCUAGUGGACACUUGCCGCUUCUGCACCUGGGAAGACUCCGCCCCUGAACCUUUUCCCUCCACCCUUUUCUUUUCUUUUUUUUUCGGCAACCGUAUUGGUUGCUUUCGCCCGCCUACCUCCUCUUUGAUUGGGCGGAACGGAUGUCCGUGUAAGGUAAGAGGCCCUACAGCAGCUCCCUGCGGUUAUAGCGUUCUGGCAGGGCAGAAACCCCAAGGGGGAGUGGCAACAAUGGCAUCAUCACCAGGACACCACAAGGAUGGCUCCUGUUGCUCCCACCAGAUGGCAGUGCCGAGCGUUCACCAGACCCUGGAUGAGAUGGAGUUUGAGAGAGGUAUUUGGUGUGCUGCACUGAAUGGAGACCUUGAGAGGGUCAAAAAAAAGGUCCUAAGCCACAGUAAUCCCAGCGAUCCUGACCCCUUUGGAUACACGGCCUUGCACUACGCCAGUCGCAACGGGCAUUACGACGUCUGCCAUUUCCUCCUGGAGAGCGGAGCCAACUGCAAUGCUCAGACCCACGGUGGGGCUACCCCUCUCCACCGAGCCGCUUACUGCGGCCACAGGGAGAUAGCCGAGCUGCUGCUGACCCACGGAGCUGACCCGGCUGCCACGGACGACGACGGCAGGACCUGCCUGCACAAGGCAGCAGAGAACGGACACCGCAAGCUCUGUGCUCUCUUCCUGGAGCACAACUCCAGCCUGAGGCACCUGCGGGACAAGAACCACUGGCGCGCCUGCGAUUUAGUACCUGCCAAGAAUGAAGACUUGAGGAAGCUUUUGGAACAGGGACUGGAUGGCUGACAAAUUGCCAAGGAUUUUGGGAGCUGAGCUGUUCUCUAGGCAAAGGGCUCUGCAGCUCUUAUCCUCCCCCCCACACACACACUCGUGUUCUCUGGUAUUACAAAGACACAUCUGAACCAAAUUAAUUUUUGACCUCAAUCUGUGGAGAAGAUAUUAGUUGGUUAAAAACUUUGAUUCCUCUUUCUCGAGGCUUGGCCUAGUUUUAGGAGCUGCAGAAGGGCGCAGGAACCAUGGCGGUAGCUUUGGGUGGAGAUUAUUAGAAUGUCGUUGUUGCAGAAAAAGACCUUGUGGGGUUUCAGAGGGCUGCCCCUUUCCCUAAAAGCAGCUAAAUCUGGGGAAUGGCUGCAGCUCAGUUGUAACUCAUGUGCUUUGCAGGCAAAAGGUUGCAGGUUCAGUCUCCAAUGGCAUCUCCAAGCAGGGCUGGGGAAGUCUUUUUGUUCUGGAACCCCGAAGAGCUACUGCAAAAUGUAGACCUAGGUGGCCAGCCUGCAAGCUGGAUCCGGCCCCCCAAAAGCUUGUAUGUGGCUCCUUAAGAUCUGCUGCCCCAAAUUUGUCAUUUAAUUUUUUAAAAUACUGUACUGGCCUGAAAAUGGUUAGCUACCCUUGCUGUAGACAGUUCUCAGCUAGAUGGACCACUGGUCUGAUUCAAUAUGAGACCGCUUCCUAUGCUUGCUAAAUCAAGCACCUAUGAUCGGCUGAUGGCACCAUUUCAGAAGGAUGUGAUAUCUGUCCUUGGAUUUGGGGCUAUAUCAAAAGAGUUGGUGAUCUGUAUUCUGAGUCACAGUUCGGAGCUGUCAGCACUCAGGUGACUUGCCUCUCCCCGAACACCCUGCCCCCCACGCCUAGGCCCUGCCCCCACCUUCCUCCUCCCCCACUGUAGACUUUUCCCUGUUGAUCUUGUCGCCUCUUUAAUAUUGCAAAAGCUUUAUUGUAACAACUUGGGCUGCAGCGUUUAGUUGAUGAAUUGGUUAGACUAAUCAGAUUAACAAUGUAUUGCUUGACUAAAAAGGUAUGCCAGAUUAGCAUGCAGCCAACUUUAAAAACAAUUUUUAAAAAAGGAUUGAUAAAAAAAGUAUCUGGCUAGGUGUCCUCUUAGAACAGUCAUUCCAUCCUAUUCGUUUGAUAAGAAGGAAUACCUCUCCUAAGGCGAUUUCUGCAGCAACACAUGGAUGCAUCAUCUAAACUCAAAAGGCUUGGAUCCACACUUAAAGCAGACCCAUUGAAAGCAAUGAGAUGUGUUAGUCACUCACAAGUCCCAUUGAGUUUAAUGGGACUUAAGUAUGACUAAGCCUGGAUCCAUAGUAUAUAUUUUGUUUCUUUUUUUAAAAAAGAUGUUUUUUUCUUCCUCGUGUGAGGUUAUUCAGGCACAGUUACUUUAUCGACUAAAUUAAAGAGAUUCCUUAACUGACAUACACAUAGAGCAAAGCAUAGGUAGGAAACCCUUUAAGGAUAUCCAAAAUAUGAAUUCCAAUAGUUAACAAACAAAUCUCCCAUCCUAUAUGUACACUGGUAGAUGCUGUUUCCUCGUGGGGUUCUUUCUAGAUGAGUUACGGUUUAUUUAUACAGCUUGCAGACUCCAAAUGGUGAAGCUUGCCCCGGUGGACUCUACCACUUAUCCGUAUGUAAGAUAAGUCCUGUUGAAGCAGCCAAGAGGUGCCUGGCAUCUAGGCCACCUCUGGUGAACCCAUUAAGUGGGUGGAGAUAGGAUUGGAUCCAUGAGUUAGCUUCCGCUUAAUAGCUUCACAUUUUCUCAGAAGUAGCAAGGCAAGGUGGUUGCCUUAUGUGGCAGAUUUGGGGCUCUGUUAAGGGUGAUAGACUGGGAGAUGAACAGCUUGUUUCAACGAGGCCUGCACAGAAGAAUUUCCUCUGUCAUGUAUUAAUUAAUGUAUUUUUUUAAUUUGGAUUUUCUGCAUUAGGCACCCAAAUAACACAGCCUAGCUCUAAACAUACGUUGUUUAAGAGAGCCUUUGCCAACCUGAUGCCUUCUAGGUGUUUUGGACUACAACACCCAUCAGGCCCAGCCGGUGUGUGAUACCCAGGUCCAAUGGGAGUUAUAGCACGAAACAUCUGGAGGGCAGCAGGUUAGAGAAGGCUGGGACUAGACAGGUGAGGUGGGGUCUUUCCCCUUUCCCUGCAAAUUUUUUAUCCACUAAGAAUCACCCCCAGCUGCUUUUUCGCACUGCAUCUGGAAAGAUGCCUGCCCGAGCAUCUUUUCCCCUAUGGGUGGAAAAGCAACUGGAGUGAGGUGGGGUGGGGACAGCUGAUUGAAUAACAUUCCAUAUGAUGAGCAGGACUGAGUAACUUCUUCCCUGCUGCUCCCAAUUACAUUUGGAGCGACCUACCCCCCCCAUUGCUUCAUUAAAAUUAAAUGAAAACCUUAAGGACAGAUUUCUCCAAUCUGGUGCCCUCCAGAUGUUUUGGACUAUAACUCCGAUCAGCCUCAGGCACUUCAUUUAGCUGGUCCAAGUGUGCUUUGCCAUUGUCCCUUCAUUCUUUUACAAAAGCGAUAAAUUGUGUGCUGUACGGAAACUGGAAGAGGGUGUGACUGGCCUGCAAUGGCAUCUUAAUCACGUUAGGGAGUUGCAGCAGGUGACUGGCCCCUUGCUGGUAUGGCUGAUACUGCACUGUUCUGUAAGAGAAUACUGUUUAUUAAGCAGAGGGAUCUUUCUGUAUCCUUUGCUACUAAGAUCAGCAAAGGGAAAUUAACUUGCCCAUCUGCCCUUCUGGCCUUUUACAUCAACGUUGCAUUUCUUUAAUAUUUAGUAUCAUUUCAACACAUCACGCUAUUCACAUAUUUUUUUUAAAAAACCUAUUAAUACCAAAUCUCUAUAUGUUUAGAUAGAUAGAUAGAUAGAUAGAUAGAUAGAUUACACACAAACACACACACACACAUUUACAGUCAAUAAUCAAUAUAGUUCUGACCGUAUAUUCUUAACGUAUGGAGAAGCUAUUAUAUUUGUCAAUAUCCAUAUUAUAUUCCAUCCAUGGGAGCCAUUUACUUUUAUUUAUUUUUCUUCAUAUAUCUUCCAUCAUGUAGCUGAACCACACCUGUGAAUUUAUGAAUUUCUGCUACUAUCCAAACUUUAACUAGCUUUUUGAGGAAUAAAAAAGCUGCUGGGUUUUGAACCUGCCACCGUGUGUGUAUAUGUGUGUGUGAGAGAGAGAAACAGAGAGAGGGGGGUUCUCUUCCCCCCACCCCCCAAAAAGACCGCUGCCUGCAGUUCCUGAAGCAGAAUCGUGGGGUGUUUCUGUAACCUUAAGCUCUUGAGCAGCGGGAAGUGAAUAGCCCCUCCCUGAGAUUCAAUAUCAUCCUUUCUCAGAUCUAUUUCCAUCUUGUAUCUCCUGUACCUGUAACAUGAACUCUUCAGCAACCUAGUGACAGAGAAUCCUGGCUUUUGAAUCCCUGUAACCCUUUCCCUUCCCUGUCUUAUACUGGGCCCAAAGUGGUUGAAAGCAAAAGAAGAAGAAAGCUGGCAGAGUUGAAUGGGAUUCAAAGAGCAAGCAGCCAUAGGACUGUUUUCCCCUUGGAGUUCUAACCCAUGUCUAUCCCCAUUAGAGAUGGAAAGAUCUGUCAGGUUUGCUUCUCUUACUGUCUCAUUUUUCUAAUCUUGAAUUCAGUUCUCCACACUUCUGCAGCAAUUAGCAGAUUUUUUUUAAAAAAAACAACCAUGAAAAUUCACAA
Molecule: messenger RNA, 4962 nt
Organism: Rhineura floridana
Lineage: Eukaryota; Metazoa; Chordata; Lepidosauria; Squamata; Rhineuridae
Gene: ANKRD39
Product: ankyrin repeat domain 39
Exons: 5
Coding region: 711-1280 (189 amino acids)
Molecular function (GO): protein binding
Source: RefSeq, a predicted model, not a curated record